AAAACCUUCGCUCUAUUGCUGGUAGUGGGAUCGGCCUUGGCCCAAUACGAAGACUUCGGAGGCUUCGAAGGCUACCAUCACAAGCCUAUUUCUCAUCAACAGCACCAAGCAUCCGAUGAACACCACGGCCAAGAAUAUGAACUGGAUUACCAUGCACAUCCGAAAUAUUCUUUCGAUUAUUCCGUAAAAGAUCCUCACACUGGCGACGAGAAAGAGCACUGGGAGACUAGAGACGGUGACAAGGUUAAAGGAACCUACACCCUGGUCGAGACAGAUGGCACAAAACGCGUUGUCGAAUAUGAAGCCGACGAUAAGAACGGCUUCAAUGCCGUCGUGCACAAGAUAGGCACGCCUAAGCACGAGGAGUACCACGCCAAGCCAGCCCACGAGCCGGUCCAAUACCAGCACGACUACGGACAUUUCGACGAGGGUUACGCUCCGAUAUCGGCCAGUUUCGAACACUAA
Bombyx mori (domestic silkworm) is the source of this 465-nucleotide messenger RNA. It is a transcript of the gene CPR133, whose product is annotated as cuticular protein RR-2 motif 133. Gene Ontology annotation, cellular component: extracellular matrix. NCBI's taxonomy places the organism in Eukaryota, Metazoa, Arthropoda, Insecta, Lepidoptera, Bombycidae. The record is from RefSeq and is marked provisional.